AUGCCCAGACUGCCUCUGCUGCUGCUGCUACUCUGGGGUGCAGGGUCCCACGGCUUCCCAGCAGCGACUUCAGAACAAGAUGUGGAGACGGUGCAGAAAUACCUGGAAAACUACUACAACCUGAACAGUGAUGGGAAGAAAGUUGAAAGGCAGAGAAACGGUGGCCUCAUAACUGAAAAGCUGAAGCAAAUGCAAAAAUUCUUCGGGCUGAGAGUGACUGGGAAACCAGAUGCUGAAACUCUGAAUGUGAUGAAGCAGCCCAGAUGUGGGGUGCCCGACGUGACUCAGUUUGUUCUUACUCCAGGAAAUCCUCGUUGGGAGAACACAAACUUGACCUACAGGAUUGAGAAUUACACCCCAGACCUGUCAAGAGCAGAUGUGGACCAAGCCAUUGAGAAAGCCUUUCAACUCUGGAGCAAUGUCACACCCUUGACCUUCACCAAGGUCUCUGAGGGUCAAGCGGACAUAAUGAUAUCCUUUGUCAGGGGAGAUCAUCGUGACAAUUCUCCCUUUGACGGACCUGGUGGAAACCUUGCUCAUGCUUUUCAACCAGGUGCAAAUAUCGGAGGAGACACUCAUUUUGAUGAGGAUGAAAGGUGGACCAACGAUUUCCAAAAUUAUAACUUGUAUCGGGUGGCAGCUCAUGAAUUUGGACAUUCCCUUGGACUUUCUCAUUCUACUGACAUUGGGGCUCUGAUGUACCCCAGUUACAUCUUCAGUGGUGAUGUUCAGCUUUCUCAGGAUGACAUUGAUGGAAUCCAGGCCAUCUAUGGACCUUCCCAAAAUCCUACUCAGCCAGUCGGCCCACAAACCCCAGAAGUGUGUGAUAGCAAGCUAACUUUUGAUGCUAUAACUACAAUUCGGGGAGAAGUGAUGUUCUUCAAAGACCGGUUCUACAUGCGUACAAAUCCCUUCUACGCAGAAGCUGAGCUCAAUUUCAUUUCUGUUUUCUGGCCGCGUCUCCCAAAUGGACUUCAUGCUGCUUAUGAGGUUGCCACCAGGGAUGAGGUCCGGUUUUUCAAAGGUAACAAGUACUGGGCUGUUAGGGGGCAGGAUGUGCUGCGCGGAUACCCUAGGGACAUCUACAGAUCCUUUGGCUUUCCAAGAACGGUGAAGAGAAUCGAUGCUGCUGUUUCUGAGGAAGAUACUGGGAAAACAUACUUCUUUGUUGCCAACAAAUGCUGGAGGUAUGAUGAAUAUAAACAGUCCAUGGAUGCAGGCUAUCCCAAAAUGAUAGAAGAAGACUUUCCUGGGAUUGGCAACAAAGUUGAUGCUGUUUUCCAGAAAGGCGGAUUUUUCUACUUCUUCCAUGGAAAAAGGCAAUACAAAUUUGAUCCCAAAACUAAGAGAAUUUUGACUCUUCUAAAAGCUAAUAGCUGGUUCAACUGCAGAAAAAAUUGA
Messenger RNA from Budorcas taxicolor (takin), 1401 nucleotides. It is a transcript of the gene MMP1, whose product is annotated as matrix metallopeptidase 1. Gene Ontology annotation, biological process: proteolysis; extracellular matrix organization; collagen catabolic process. Bases 1 to 1401 code for a protein of 466 amino acids. The transcript has 10 exons. The record is from RefSeq and is a predicted model, not a curated record. NCBI's taxonomy places the organism in Eukaryota, Metazoa, Chordata, Mammalia, Artiodactyla, Bovidae. Gene Ontology annotation, molecular function: zinc ion binding; metalloendopeptidase activity. Gene Ontology annotation, cellular component: extracellular matrix.